UAACGACUUGUCUUUUGAGUGACAUGCAGUCACGAACGUUAUGAUACGUAACGAGGACAUAUGCGGCUCAGGAAUAUUUCCUGACAUGGACAAGUUAUGAAGGAGAAGAGGGCCUGAGCUGGAAUGAAACGUUUUGGGAAAGUUUAUAUGUCUUCUUCAUGUUGAUCUUUGCUCUUCCCAAGCUGAGUAGAGCAGUGGUGCGUGUGAGGAGACUGGCGGCUCAACUCAGCAAAGCAACAAUGUCCACAAACCACCAGGAAUCCAGUCCGUCCUCUGCAGCCAAUGGGGAUGCUCCCACUGCAGCAAUUCUUAUCAUUGGAGAUGAGAUACUUAAGGGUCACACAGUGGACACCAACAGUGCCUUUCUGACACGAGCACUAAGGAAGCUUGGAGUGUCUGUGCAGCGCAUUACAGUUGUACCGGAUACACAGGAGGUCAUUGCCAAAGAGGUGGCCCUCCUUUCGCCUCAGUACACGCACCUCAUCACCUCAGGAGGCAUAGGCCCCACCCAUGAUGACGUCACCUUUGAGAGCAUUGCCAUGGCGUUCCAAGAGGAGUUAUAUCCCCACCCUGAGCUUGCCCAGCUUGUUAAAGAAUUCUUUGGGGUGGUGGACAAAAACAGUGCUGCUUUGAAGCUGGCCAUGGUUCCUCGCUCAGCCAAACUCAACUAUGGAACCGACCCUCAGACUGGACAACUGCUCCGCUAUCCACUGGUCAGUGUGCAUAAUGUGUACAUCUUUCCUGGGAUCCCGUCUCUGAUGGAAAGGGCCUUCAGUGGGCUGGAGCAUCUCUUUGCUAGUUCAGGGACCACUUUUCACACUCGUGAGGUGUUUGUGGAUGCAGAUGAAGCAGAGAUCGCCCCUGUGCUGACCAAACUGCAGGCUGGUUGGGGUAGGAAGGUGGCUCUAGGCUCCUACCCCGACUGGCUGAGCAACUAUCACCGAGUCAGGCUGGUCCUGGACUCAGACAGCCAGGAAGAGGCGGACAAAUCCCGGGCGCAGCUGUUAGAUGAACUGCCCAAGGGCAGCGUGGUGCCCUUAGUCACUGACCCGGUGUCCAUCGCCACUGCUGAAGUGUACACACUGGCCAACAACGGUACGCCGUUAGGUGAGAAAGUUAUGUCUGCUCUGAAAACGAUAGAGGCUGCACUGGAUCAGUAUUCAACAGGGGAAGUCUGCGUCGGCUUCAACGGAGGCAAAGACUGCACGGCGCUGCUCCAUCUCUACUAUGCUGCACUGAAACGACGGUAUCCAGACGGUAAAGACAAGGUGAAAGCUCUGUAUAUUCGUAUCGUCUCUCCAUUCCCAGAAAUGGAGCGAUUCCUCCAGGACACAAUUAAAAGGUACGACCUGGAUCUCUUCUCUGUGGAGGGCAGUAUUCGGCAGGCGCUGAGCGAGGUGCAGGAGCGGAGGCCGGAGCUGAGAGCCGUCCUGAUGGGGACCAGGAGGAGUGACCCCUACUCACACACACUCACAUCCAUGUGUCCCACCGACCCCGGCUGGCCAGACUACAUGAGAGUCAACCCGUUACUAGACUGGACGUAUCAUGACAUCUGGUCGUUCUUGAGGACGCUAUAUGUGCCCUACUGCAUUCUCUACGAUAAAGGGUACACUUCACUGGGCAGCAUGGACAACACCUGUCGAAACACGUCCCUCCAGAUGGUGGAUGGGAGAGGGGUGACACGGUACAAGCCAGCCUACCUCCUGGAGAAUGAAGAAGAGGAGCGAAACUCCCGUGCCUGAUGUAGCCUCACUUCUCCCUGUCACCUGUUGCUGAUGGAGCCAGAUUUUCAGAUCACCACUCACACACUAUUGUCCUUGUGAAGAAAAGACUCAACGCAUCCGACUGCAGAAUGAGAUUGUGAAGGGUGUGUGUGUGUGUGUGUGUGUGUGUGUGUGUGUGUGUGUGUGUGUGUGUGUGUGUGUGUGUGUGUGUGUGUGUGUAUCUUUGUU
This is a messenger RNA of Seriola dumerili (greater amberjack), 1952 nucleotides long. RefSeq names its product flavin adenine dinucleotide synthetase 1 (gene flad1). Gene Ontology annotation, biological process: FAD biosynthetic process. Lineage: Eukaryota; Metazoa; Chordata; Actinopteri; Carangiformes; Carangidae. The record is from RefSeq and is a predicted model, not a curated record. The coding region runs from base 159 to 1742 and encodes 527 amino acids. The transcript is spliced from 11 exons. Gene Ontology annotation, molecular function: FMN adenylyltransferase activity.